CUGGCAUCUUUCAUAAUGUCCAGCAGUUUAAGUGUCCUUAAUGCUGAUGAUGUGGUGAUGUUUUCCCAGCUGUCUCUCUCCUGUCCUUUUAACGCCGCUCUGAUUUCCUGCCUCAGUCCCAGAAAACCGGCCAUGUUGCUGCUGACUUCGCUGGCGUCCGUCUACUUCCUGGCUGCGGCUGCCUUUGCCGUCCCCGCUCAGGAGAAGCGCGUCCACCACCAGGCCGAUCUGAGUGACCACGUCCACGACGACAGUCAGAAUUACCAGUACGACCACGAGGCCUUUCUGGGCAAAGAGGAUGCCAAGACCUUUGACCAGCUGACCCCUGAGGAGAGCAAAGAGAGGCUGGGAAAGAUCGUUGACCGCAUCGACACCAACAAGGACGGCUUCGUUGACCACUCUGAGCUGCGCAAGUGGAUCAAACACCGGCAGAAUAGAUACAUCGAGGAGAACGUCAACAAGCACUGGAAGGACUACGACGCUAACGGGGAUGAUAAGAUCGCCUGGGAGGAGUAUAAGAACACCACCUAUGGCUACUAUCUGGGCGACGACUUCAAUGACAUUGAAGACAAGGAAACGUAUAAAUCCAUGCUGGCCCGCGACGAGAGGCGCUUCAAGGCGGCCGACAAGGACGGCGACGGCAUCGCCACGCGCGAGGAGUUCACCGCCUUCCUUCACCCCGAGGAGUUCAGCUACAUGAAAGACGUGGUGGUGCAGGAGACUGUGGAGGACAUCGAUAAGAACGGCGACAGGAAGAUCAACCUGGCCGAAUACAUUGGUGACAUGUACACACCAGAGGACGGAGAGGCGGAGCCUGACUGGGUUCAGACUGAGAAGAAACACUUUGCAGAGUUCAGAGACAUCAACAAGGACGGCUACCUGGAUGCUGAUGAAGUGGCCCAGUGGGUUCUACCAGGAGAGGUCGACCACGCGGACAACGAGGCCAAGCACCUGAUCCAUGAGACCGACACAGACAAGGAUGAGAAAAUCACCAAGAAGGAGAUUCUGGCCAAUUGGAACAUGUUUGUUGGAAGUCAAGCCACCAAUUAUGGUGAAGAUUUAACAAAGAAACACGAGGAACUUUGAUGUGCCGUCCAUGGGAGGUUCGGGGGGGGG
Molecule: messenger RNA, 1116 nt
Organism: Cyprinodon variegatus (sheepshead minnow)
Lineage: Eukaryota; Metazoa; Chordata; Actinopteri; Cyprinodontiformes; Cyprinodontidae
Gene: rcn3
Product: reticulocalbin-1-like
Exons: 7
Coding region: 16-1086 (356 amino acids)
Cellular component (GO): endoplasmic reticulum
Molecular function (GO): calcium ion binding
Source: RefSeq, a predicted model, not a curated record